UAUUUUAACACCACACGAAUCACUGGCCUCAGUUACUUUGCAGUGUUUUAACACACACACACACACAGCCCACAGUCUUCAGGAUGUACUUUUAAUCUGUCUAAAUGCCAAAUAGCGGCUGGUUCACGGGGGCGACACUUCAUCUUUCCGGAGGAAACGCAGAUUUAUCGCUACAUUGUUUACAUUUCAAAGAACGGUGAAGACGUUUCUCUACGACCCGCACGCGGUUCUUUGAUCUUAGUAAUGGCUGUGUGGUGUUUUAAAGCUCGUAGAUGUGUGAAUAGUGGCGGAUAGACCGGCAUGGCACGUCAGACAAAAACCCGUUCAUAAGAAUACAGGGAGAGUGACAAGGACGGGGAGAGGGAGAAAGAAAGGGGAGGGGAACUGACAUUAAAGCAACACAACAAGGAAACUACACUGCAGAGCCACAGACGCCUUCAUUUUAUGUUUUUGAAUAACAGCCGGAGCUAGUGUGGCGAAGUGUGUCUGUGAAAUCUGCCCGGAGCUCAAACCCCCGCACUGCCUCAAAGUGACCUGAAAAGGAGCAGCUUUUUGACCGAGUUGGAUUUUUUUAAAAGGCGCUCUCCGACGCUUUUCAGAGAUAUGGGCUCAGAGCCACCCAGCUCUCCACAGGUGGUGGAAGAUGGAGGAGAGGAGGAUGAGGAGGAGCUGAGCGGAGGGGAGGAGGCAGACCUGCGGUCCAGCUCAGGCCGGGGGUCCCUGCUGACCCGGAGAGGCAUCACCCUGAGGGUGCUGCUGAAGGACGGCCUGGUGGAGCCGGGGGACGGGGUGCUAGCCAUCCACUACCUGGGCAAGAACUUUGUCGGAGACCUGUUGAAUGAUGGGAAAAUCCGAUGGGUUGAGACAGGACAGAUUUUCAACUCCCCCAGCGCCUGGGCGACACACUGCAAACGUCUGGUCAACCCGGCCAAGAAGUCUGGCUGUGGCUGGGCAUCUGUACGCUACCGGGGACAGAAACUGGUCCAGUACAAAACCACCUGGCUGCACAAGUACCAGCCCAGCGCAGACAUGAGCCUGGUGAGUGAGGAGGAUGAUGAUGAGGAUGAAGAGGAAGGUAAGACGGCUGUGCAAGCAGAUGAGAAGAACAAGAACAUCAAACCUGGAUUAGAUGUAAUGGUUUCACGAAGAACUGACAGAGAGAGAAUUCCUGUCAGAUAUUGCAGCUUGGGCACCAGGGACGCUGCCAGAGAUCCGCACACACUGGUGGAGCUGUCGGCCUUCUCAGCCAUCAACAGAUUCCAGCCUUUCAAUGUAGCCGUGUCCAGUAACGUACUGCUGCUAAUGGACUUUCACUGUCACCUGACCACCAGUGAGGUGGUGGGAUACCUCGGAGGACGGUGGGAUACUAAUACACAACUGCUGACAGUCUUAAGGGCUUUCCCCUGUCGGACCAGGCUGGCAGACAAAGACUCUGCUUCUGCUGUCGAGGAGGAGAUCUGUCAGAACCUGUUUAUGCGCGGGCUGUCGUUGGUGGGCUGGUACCACAGUCACCCGCGAGGUCCGGCUCUGCCGUCGCUGCAGGACAUCGACUCCCAGAUGGACCACCAGCUGAGGCUGCAGGGGUCAAACAAUGGCUUCCAGCCCUGCCUGGGCAUCAUCUGUGGACCAUAUUAUCAUGGCAAUCAAGGUGUGGCGUCCACAAUAACUCCAUUCUGGGUUGUACCACCACCUGAGCAACGGCCUAAUGACUAUGGUAUCCCAGUGGCUGUAGAGGUCACCUACGUGCAGGACAACUUCCUCACCAGUGAUGUCCUUAAUGAGAUGAUGCUGCUGGUCGACUACUACAGGUCAGCUCCAGACCUUGUCCAGUUCAGCCAGUACUGGUGUCCUGAUACGACCAUGAUGGACAAGAUCAAGGGCUCUCUGAGCUGCCAUGCCCCCAAAGACCAGGCCUACUCUCAGAUCUUGGAGCAUGUCUACAGUCAGCUGAGCAACAUGCACUGAGUGGGAUCUGCUCUGCAUGCUUGCAUGCGGCUGCUCUCCAUCUCAAGUCGUCCGGUCUCCAAACACCUUUAGCGCACAGCUGACAGGUUCUGGUGUUGACGUGUGUACGAUGUAAAACCUGCUUGAAAAACAUGUAGAUGCCUUGAAUUCUCUCAUAUUUAAUUAUUAUGAGUUCAAACACAUUUAAUGAUUCUGAAGGUGCUAUAUGUGCGAUACUAGUUACACCAGGAGAAAAUCCACUUGAUACCCAAUAUCAGAUUAGAGUGUUAAAAAACAAUGUUUUCCUCAGUUGAAAUAUUGUGUGAAGGACAGUAAACAGAACUGUUUCACAGGCCAGACAUCAGCCUGUGGAUGAACGCUGGCCUCUUACCUUUUACUCAUGGACCUAUGUGCCUAUCUGCACCAGUAUCCUGCGGUAUGAGCAGAUAUUGCCAGAUACGUACAAUGUAAAGUUGUAGUAAUUGCCUUUAUAGACUAAACCAGGAAAAGUUAUUGGAAAAAAAUUAAGAAAACAGUAGUGCUAAAUAUAUUUUAGCAUACAACAUUAGCAAAGUAUGCAAAAAUGUCUUGGUUUGACCUACAGUAAACUAUACUCUGCAAUAGGUUUUGUGAAUGUUUGUGUUCCUCAAGUCAAAUUGAAAGGUUGCAGUGUGGUGCAAGUAAAUCCAUUUUGCCAAACAGUUUUUUUUUUUUUUUUUUAGAUUUUAUUAAUGAACCUGUGUGUGUGUGUGUGUGUCUGUGAGCUGUGUUGUGAAUGUGCCCCUCUACUGUUUCCCGGUCAGGUUACAUAAGACAAACGUCCUGUUGUUAGGACAGAUAUCUGCUUCCUCUUCACCUGUACUGUAUUUAUUACUAACUGUGGAUUGUGUGAUGUACAUGUAUGAAGAUGUAUGCCUUAAGCCUGCUGAUUGAUGAUCCACAAAUCAUUAAAAUAUACACACUGGAACUAUUUAAA
Lates calcarifer (barramundi perch) is the source of this 2920-nucleotide messenger RNA. It is a transcript of the gene mpnd, whose product is annotated as MPN domain containing. Gene Ontology annotation, molecular function: polyubiquitin modification-dependent protein binding; metallopeptidase activity. Lineage: Eukaryota; Metazoa; Chordata; Actinopteri; Centropomidae. The record is from RefSeq and is a predicted model, not a curated record. Gene Ontology annotation, cellular component: BRISC complex; BRCA1-A complex. The transcript is spliced from 13 exons. The coding region runs from base 604 to 1965 and encodes 453 amino acids. Gene Ontology annotation, biological process: double-strand break repair.